This is a messenger RNA of Dromiciops gliroides (monito del monte), 914 nucleotides long. It is a transcript of the gene RHOD, whose product is annotated as ras homolog family member D. The coding region runs from base 107 to 739 and encodes 210 amino acids. NCBI's taxonomy places the organism in Eukaryota, Metazoa, Chordata, Mammalia, Microbiotheria, Microbiotheriidae. The record is from RefSeq and is a predicted model, not a curated record. Gene Ontology annotation, biological process: cell migration; small GTPase-mediated signal transduction. The transcript is spliced from 5 exons. Gene Ontology annotation, molecular function: GTP binding; GTPase activity.
UCCAAGGAAGAAGAGGAAGCCUGACCUUCCCUCGACACACCUUCCCAGAGAGAUGCCCGCUGAGCAGGACGGGGCCUUUUGAAGGACCGGCUCUGGGGCCAGCGGCAUGCAAAGGGACAAUGAACCCCAGCCUUCGGACCCAGCUGUCCCUACCAUCAAGGUGGUCCUAGUGGGGGACGGUGGGUGCGGCAAGACGUCUCUGCUGAUGGUCUUCGCCAAGGGAGAGUUCCCUGAGGCCUAUGUUCCCACUGUCUUUGAGCGGUAUUCCAUGGUCUUGCAGCUUGAGGGCAAACCUGUGAAUCUCUACCUCUGGGACACAGCAGGGCAAGAAGACUAUGACCGCCUCCGCCCGCUGUCCUAUGCAGAUGCCCAAGUAGUGCUCAUGUGCUAUGAUGUCAUGAGCCCCAAUAGCUUCGACAACAUCCUUUCCAAGUGGUAUCCAGAGGUGGCACACUUUUGCCCAGGGGUACCCAUCAUCUUGGUGGGCUGUAAGACUGACCUGCGCAAGGACAAGGUGCUGCUGAAAAAACUACGUCAGGACCGCCAGGAACCCAUCACCUACCAGAAGGGCCAGAUGAUGGCAAGAACAGUUCGAGCAGUCACUUAUCUCGAGUGCUCUGCCUGGCUCCAGGACAACGUGCCCUCUAUUUUCCAGGAGGCAGCAGCGGCUGCCCUCAGCAAUCGCAAGCAGCGCUGUCACAGGCCAAGGCUGGCUUGGAAAGGCUGUGUGGUGACCUGAAGGCCGAGGCCGCGUGCCCCCCAUGGCCAGCACAGAGAUCCAGCUACAAGUCUCAUCCCCUCCGUCCCCUCUGAGGAGUCGUGGAAGGGGCUGAGCAGGCUGGGCUAACUCAGUCUCUGACACCAAGGCUGAUCCCUUUGCUGGCCAGGAACUAUCUUCUACACACUAAAAAUAA